This is a messenger RNA of Cuscuta epithymum, 1131 nucleotides long. The record is from the annotation of a GenBank genome assembly. Lineage: Eukaryota; Viridiplantae; Streptophyta; Magnoliopsida; Solanales; Convolvulaceae.
UGCAAUUGUGACGUAGGCGUCACAAUAAAAUCAAAAUUAUAUUUAAAAUAUACUUUACUAAUAAAAUAAAUAAAAUAUUAUAUGAAAAAAUAACUAAGGUGAUCAUUUAGGGUAACUUCGGUCAGUAUAAUCACAAAAUGUAAGUAACUUUCAUAUUACUUUUUCAUAUUAUUACGCUAGAGUGCAGAUUAAAAAGUUAGAUGUUUGGUGAAAAAAUUGAUCGCCGAAAAACAAGAUCACCAAACCAAAUAGGUUACGUUCUUAAUACACAAUUUGAAUUGGGUUGUUCCAUAAUUCAUAUUGUAGGUGAUCAAUUACGAAUGGAAGUGAUAAUGAACCUGCUCAAUAAGCAGCCAGCAUCAUCAAAAACUGUUUUUUGUCAUUUCUUUCUCCUCCAGACCAUCAUCCUCCUCCUCCGCCAAGGAGUGGUAGCGGACUUGAAGGCAGACAGGGAAGCCCUUGUAGAGUUUGCAUAUGUGGUGGGCGGCGGGAGUGGACUGGGCUGGAACACGGAGGCCCACAUAUGUAGUGACUGGGCUGGCGUGAAAUGCGGAGGCAGCCGGGUAGUGGGACUGCAUCUGCCGGGAAUGGGGCUGAGCGGGGCCAUACCGGAAAACACCAUAGAACGGUUGGACGCGCUGAGGGCUCUGAGCCUUGAGAAUAACUCUUUAACCGGAUGGCUCCCGUCCAAGCUCAUCAAUUUGAAGAGCUUGGACGUGAGCAACAACGGCUUUGACGGCCCCAUUCCGGCGUCACUCUCGAGGUUUCCUCAUUCGUCCUUUGUGGGGAACGCUUUACUAUGCGGCCCGCCCCUAAUAAAUCAGCCGUGCCACCGUCGCCUCCGUGAUGAGCUUGACAUAACCUCAUAUUCCCAGCUACCAUCUUCCUCUCAUCCACUCCUAUCUCGCCGCCUUCUAAAGUCAAACACAAAGACGGCGAAAAAAAAGAAGGAAACGCAUGUGGUAAUUUACGACAUUGUGGUACCUCUUUCAGUUGCUUUAACAAUUUUAGUAAUAGCAACAGUAGUGUGGUGUUACUGUAAUUGGGAAAAGGUUAAAGAUUGUUGGAAAUUAAAUGAGAAUGGUCUGUAAGUAAUUGAAAGGCUGUAACCUGUAAGUAUGCUACAUUUAC